AUGGCCGCCGUCAGCGCCCUCUUCCUGCUGUGGCUGGCGGUGGCGUGCCAAGCCGACGAAGGUGAGGAGGCGGUCGCCGGCGUGGUGGAGGUGGCGCGCGGACGCUCCGUCUACCUCCGGAGGGAGCAGCUGAGCGUCCGGGCGGAGGCCGACGUCCACUGCAAGGUGGAGGUGGUCCUCAACGAGCCAAUCACGCAGCGCGUUGGACGACUCACGCCUCAGGUGUUUGACUGUGACUUCCCGCCGGAGGAAGUCAUGUACCAACACAACGGAAGUCCUCUGUUGGACACCGACCGAGUCUUACUGCGCAUCUACUGGUUGGGCCUUUCUCGAACGACGGUGGAGUCGGCCGUGUUGCACGUCCGGGUGGUGGACCCGUCGCCGGGUCUGGUGGACUUUGGGCCCACUCUUCUGGUAGUGCCGGCCUUCUACGGUCUGUCCAACGCCAUCGACGAAUCGGUGGUCCGCGUCCGAAUUACGGGGGACGCGGCGUGCGCCGUGCGUUCUGUGGCGUCCCCCGGGGUCCUGACCGCCGGUCAGCUCGUGCUGGGGGAUGACGCCGCCCAAAGGAAAGGUCGCGACGCGGCGGCGCUCUGCCCGGGCAACGAAGCUUGCGUGCGCGGGACCAAGGAAGUGGGCGUCCUGAAGACCAGUUGCCAGGACUUUCUGACCUCCGGCCUCAGGUACCAACAUCUCAGGCCGCCCUCGCCCGACCUGGACUAUAUCGCCAUCAGCGUGGAACUGCGGGAGCGGGACACCAGGGCUCUGCUGGAGACGCAGACUCUUUGGCUGCCGGUGCGGAUCGAGGGAGCGGCGCCCAACCAGCCGCCGCGGGCCGCCUUCCUGGCAUCUCUCAUCCUGGAAGUGGACCAAUUCGUCCUGACCCCCAUCACCACCGCCGCCCUGGACGCGGAAGACCCCGAGAGCACCAAAGAGGGCCUGCUCUUCAACGUGAGCGCUCCGCCCCCCCGGGGAUACGUCACUCACUUGGAUCGGCACAGCAGGCCCGUGAGCUCCUUCACCUGGUCCGACUUGCACCAUCUCAAGGUGGCCUACCAGCCCCCUAACACCAGCCGUCCCACGCGAGAGAAUUUUCAGAUGGAGUUCCGGGCGGUGGACGAGAGGUACGCGAGCAGUCCGCCCAUCGUGGUCCACGUGUCCAUCAGGGCGGCGGAGACGAACGCUCCGCGGGUGUCUUGGAACACGGGUCUGGACCUGCUGGAGGGCCAGUCGCGGGCCAUCACGUGGGCGGAGCUGCAGAUCGUCGACCGCGACAACAUCGACGCCGUCUUCCUGGUGGCCGUGGACGGGCCUCUGCACGGGCGUCUCAGCGUCAGAGGUACCAAGUCGUUUAAGUUCACCAUACGGGACCUGCGCGAGGGGACGGUGCUCUACCAGCACUCGGACAGCGACGCCACCCGGGACCACGUGGUGUUCCGCAUCAGCGACGGCCAGCACAGCAUCCGCCACAAGUUCCCCAUCAACAUCCUGCCCCGGGACGACGCGCCGCCAUUUUUGGUGAACAACGUGGCGCUGGAAGUGCCCGAGGGCGGCGCCCUCAGGCUGGACCAAUCCACGCUCUUGGCCUCCGACCUGGACUCUGGCGACGACCGCAUCGUCUUCAGGGUGGAUGUCCCACCGAGGGCCGGACACAUCGUGAGGAGGACCUCGCCAGAGGACCCAGGCCUCCCCGUCAGCGCCUUCCUCCAGCGCGAAUUGACUCGGGGUUUUAUCUUCUACCAACACUCCGGAGACGAAAUCUUUGAGGACUCCUUCGACGUCACGUUGGCCGACACGCACACUCCGCCCAACCUGUCGCACGCUUAUACGGUGGUGGUGAGCGUGUUCCCGGUUGAGGACCAGCUUCCAGCAGAAGCUUCCGGAAGCGUGCGACACGUGACGCUGAAGGAGACCGAAGUGGCGUACAUCACCCGAGCGCACCUGCACUUUACUCACGCCGAACACCCGCACACAGACCUCACCUACACCGUCACCCGACCCUGCUACAGCCCUGGACAUCCCGGUUUAAUGGAUGCGGGUCGGCUCUUCUUUGUGGACGGCGCCGCCCUCAAGCGGGACCCGACAGCACCAGUGCUGAAGUCAUUCACUCAGCACGCCGUGGACCACCUGAAGGUGGCCUACAUGCCGCCGGUGGAGGAUAUCGGUCCGGACGAACUCUACGUACACUUUGUCUUUUCGGUUAGCGACCAUCGUGGUGGCACUGUGAUGGACGUGCUUUUCAAUAUUACUGUCACGCCAGUGGAUGACCAGGCGCCCGAGGCUUUUACCAAUCUGCUGCGCGUGGAGGAAGGCGGUUGGGCGUUCGUGACGGAGGAGCACCUGCAGGUGCGGGACCGCGACACCCGUGCGCCGGACCUCAAGGUGGCGCUGGAGAGGCCGGCGCGACACGGCCGUCUGGAGCUGCGAGGGCGGAGCCUACCCCAGGCUCACGCUUUUUUCUUGUCUGAUCUGAGGGAACGCGCCGUCAGGUACGUCCACGACGACUCCGAGACCACCGAGGACGACGUCGGGCUACGCGUGACUGACGGCGUCAACGGCAUUUUGGUGGACCUCCUUGUUCAGGUCGUUCCAGUGAACGAUGAGCCCCCGCGUUUGGGCUCUGGCCUCCGUGGCGAUCUGCGCUGCCCGGAGGGCGGCCGCGUACAGCUGACGGCCGACUACUUGGCGGCCAGCGACCGUGACGGCGACGACGACAAGCUGAGCUACAUGUUAGCGCGCCGACCCGCUGGUGGUCAGCUGCAUAGGGCAGGAACUCCUGUGGACAAGUUCUCGCAGCGAGACCUCCUACAAGGCCACGUCUUCUACGUGCACACGGGUGGUGAGAUCGGCCCCGCCCCCACCAUCGACACGGUCACGCUCAUCAUAUCGGACGGUGAUGCGGGAGUGCCGGACGACUGUUGCCACGGGGACGCGCCGCCUGUCCCGCUGCACGGCACACUUCCUGUCUAUGACCUCAACGUCACGCUACUUCCUGUCAAUAACAAAGUUCCCACUGUCAUUUUGGGAGCGUCUGCGCUGGCGGUGGACGAGGGUUCUCGGGCGUGUCUUUGCGAAGGUGUCCUGGGGGCCUCGGACCCUGACACCGAUCCCGAGCAGUUGACCUUUCACCUUGACGCCAAACCUCUGCAUGGUUUUCUGGAGAACGUUCAACCCACGCCAGGAUACGAGAAGAGCAACGCCGGAAUACCCAUAGAGCGCUUCAAGUUGACGGAGCUCACGUCGGGCUUCAUCAACUACGUGCAGUCGGAGCACGAGGGGGCGGAGCCCACGGAGGACAGGUUGCUGAUCAGCGUGAGCGACGGCCUGCAUCACUCCGCCUCCGUCCCCGUCCAUGUCGUCAUCCGGCCCGUUAACGAUGAGAAGCCCAAGCUGAGGCUCGCCAACUUUACCGUGAAGGAGGGCGGGACGCGGGAGUUGACGCCGUCCCUGCUGGACGCCUCGGACCUGGACGCCCCCUCGGACGAGCUCACUUUCACCCUGACCGGGGCGCCGGAGCACGGCGGCCUGAAGGCGGGCGGCUCGCGUGACGGGGAACCCUUGGUGGGCGUGUCCUCCUUUACGCUGCGGCAGCUCCGGGACGGUCUCCGCUUGUGGUACGAGCACGACGACUCGGAGAGCCCCGAGGACCGGCUGACCCUGCGGCUGACAGAUGGCGUCCACUCGCUGAGCGCCACCGCCGCCGUCCGCGUGCUGCCCGUCGACGACCACCCGCCCCGCCUCCUCAAGAACGCCGGCGUGGAGGCGGAGCCCGGCUCCCGUCGGACCAUCUCCGCCGUGGUCUUGCAAGCGGAAGACGCCGACACGCCGCCUUGUUCUCUCUUCUACCUUCUGGACGCCGCGCCGCGCUUGGGGAAACUGCACCUGAAGGGCGAUGCGAGCGAGACGGAGCUGGCGGCGGGUCACAACUUCACUCAGGACGACGUGGACGAGAACCGGCUAAGCUACGCGGCGUUCGCGAACGCCACGGGGCUAAGCGACACGGGUGGGGUCAAAGGUCACGACAGCUUUCGCUUCAGUCUGAGCGACCUGCGACAUCAAAGCCCCGCCCACGUGUUCCAAAUCAACAUCAACGUGCCGUACAAAGGUGACGUCUCGCUGUGGAUCGGGCCGUUGUGCGUGGCGGCGGGUCGGCGAGCGGUCCUGAACACGGACUUCCUGCGGGCGGCGGACGGCGGCGGGCGUCCGGACCGGCUGGUUUUCACGGUGACGGCGGCGCCGCGACACGGCCUGCUGCACGACGUGGCGCGGCCCGGCGUGCCGCUCGCCACGUUCACGCAGAUGGACGUCGCCGCGCAGCGCGUCUGCUAUACGCAUGAUAACGGACACGGGCACGGCAGUGACUCCUUCAGUUUGUCAGUGAGCAACGGCGACCACCGGCAAACCGGCACGGUCCACGUGACGGUGGAAGCGGUGGACCGGGUCCCGCCGACCUUGGAGACCAACGCGGGCGUGCGCGUGGCUCGGGGCGGCGUGGCGGCCAUCACGUCGCGCCACCUGCGGCUGAGCGACGCUCACGCCUCGGCCGCAGAGCUGAUUUUCGCGCUGACCCGCCCCCCGCGAUACGGUCGCCUGCUGCUGCGCGGCGUCCCGCUCGGCACCGCCGCCGCCUUCUCACAAGCGGACGUGGACGGGGGCGGCCUGGCGUACCGGCACGAAACGGGCGGUCGGCCGCUCAACGACAGCUUCGGCUUCCUACCGGGAGACGGUCACAACCGGGGCUACUUGAGAUUCGGGCGGCUGAGGGUGGAAGCGGACGUCUUUUGCAUCCACGUGGAGCACGUGGACCAGACGCCCCCUGUCCUGACGGUGUUGGGGCAGCCCAGCGAGGUGGUCCGGCUGAGCGACGGUCGCUACGGUGUCUACAUCACGUCCAAACAACUUCGGGCCGUCGACGACGACGCGCCGGCCGACCGGUUGCAGUUCUCUAUUCUCACGCCGCCGGCAUUCGGCCACUUGGAGAACGUGCGCACCGGUGCUUACGUCCGGGGACGCUUCACGCAACGGGACGUGGAGAGCCGCUCGCUGGUCUUCGUUGUUCCCGUUGACACGGAUGUGACGGAAGACCGCUUCCUAUUCCGCCUCAGUGACCCGGCAGGGAACGCCGCCGACCCGCAAACGCUGGCGGUGUCCUGGUCCCGAAUCGAGCUGUCGGCCGACUGCUUCCGGAUCUGCGAGACGGCCGGAACGCUGGCCGUCCCGAUCCGACGGAGAGGGAAGAGCGCCGACCCGGCCUACGUGGCCGUCCGGGUACGCGACGGCAGCGCCAAAACGGGCCGGGACUAUACGCACGGAAAGGCCAGAUUGAUCCAGUUCGAUCCAGGGGUGGAAGAGAAGACGUGGAAGAUUUACGUGGAAGCCGACGGCCUGGAGGAGAACCACGAGAACUUUACCGUCGCGCUGACCGAUCCUAAGAACGCCGUCUUGGGACGGGUCACCUCCGCCCAGGUGGUGAUCGUGGACCCCAGGGGAGGUGAGUGA
This is a messenger RNA of Nerophis lumbriciformis (worm pipefish), 5499 nucleotides long. The record is from RefSeq and is a predicted model, not a curated record. NCBI's taxonomy places the organism in Eukaryota, Metazoa, Chordata, Actinopteri, Syngnathiformes, Syngnathidae.